UAACAAAUUACUCGAAAUUCAUGUAUAUUUAUUAACAUUGUAUUAUACAAUUAAAAGGUAACAAUUUUUAUAAACAGUCCAAAAUAUCGACAUAACUGUGUCUAAAAUUGAUUUCUAUUAUCACCAUGGAAUUGAAAACGACUGUACGGUUCAAUACGUUCUCCAUCGUAACAUGACAAAAUGGUCUAAUAACAAAGUAAAAGCAUUCAACAUGAAAAAUAAAAGGCGUAAUUAAUGAGACUGGUUCUCAGCAUGAUAUAAUGCCAAAGUAUACAUGGUUUAAUUUUCAAUACUUCGUAAUUAUUCUAUUUGCUUGUGGAUAAUUCAGUACAGUUACAGGUAUCAACGAAAUGAAAUCUUUUACCAAGUUUUAGUAAAUGUAUAUACAGACGUGUGAUAGAAGGUAUAACAACAUGAAAACUAUUAUUUGUCAGAAUGAAAGUAAACGAAGUAGGAUCUCCACAAAUUACCUCGAGGGAUCAAAGCAGCAGAUUCGAAAGCCCAAUUUCGUCGAAGUUUAAGCUCAACGCAGCAGGAAAGACGCGUAAGAUCGCGGGCAAAAACCUAACCUCAGUUAUUUUACAACAACGUCAGGCACUCCGUGUGAUAGAGGAUGACGUUGAUGUCACUCCAAAAUUACUAAGCCAUCCAACCUACAGUUCGCUUGACGAGAAACAGAUAACUGCAUUCGAAACAAUCGGAUUAUCCCAGACCGGCAGUGUCGGUACACUGUCCAUCCUUUCCGGUUUAAGCAUUGCAGUGAAAGAAAGUUCCUCUAUGAUCAUCAGAACCUCCUCAGUUCCUUCCGGUUCGAUGACAACGGAUGAUAUUCUGUUUGAAAGUUUAUUAUCCACUCAAACAGAUGAUUUUGAUGAUGAUGAUGAUGAUGAAGAUAAAGUUCCCCCUCAAUUUUAUCUACCUAGGUAAUUUUGGAUACGAGUAUUAUAAUUAGAUAUUAUAAAAUUUUAUAUACAUAGUUCAAAAAGGUGUUUUAAAAACAUUAAAUAGCUAAUUUAUAAUUUAUAAAAUAAGGUAUUUUAAGCAUUUUAAGGCUGUUAUUAGGAUUAUGAUACGUAUUGACUCUUUGGGGACGUAUCUAUUAUUUAAAGAUGUUAAUAAAAAUAUAC
Molecule: messenger RNA, 1127 nt
Organism: Bombus huntii
Lineage: Eukaryota; Metazoa; Arthropoda; Insecta; Hymenoptera; Apidae
Exons: 1
Coding region: 436-927 (163 amino acids)
Source: RefSeq, a predicted model, not a curated record